CCCCCGUGCACGCGCCGCGCGCUCCCGCUGCCGAGGCCGGCCGGACCGAGAGGGGCGCGGAGCAGCCGCUGCCGCCACCGGCAUGGCCCAGCCCCGGCAGCCCCGGCGCAGCAGCAGUGCCCCCAGGGCUGCGCCGUUGGCAGGCAGGCAGCAGCAGGCAGUGGGGCGGCUUUGAGGACCCAUCUCCCCGUGGCCGCGCACACAACUCACCCAUCAGAAGGUGCGACUCCUGACUCCUGGCUCUUCUGCUCCAUCUUUUCCCAGUGGGCAAAUUGGAGGCUUGGCAUGACCGGGAUGCUCUGAGCCCUUGCCCCAGGAGCUUCAGGCCUGGAUGUUGGUGCUGCUCCUCCCGGACAAUGUGGCUGAUACUCUGGAGAAGCCCUCUCGUGCCCGCUGUUCUCCAAGUGCCUGAGCUGGCGGCUGGCUGGGAUCUGCGCCUCGCCCUCUGGAUCCUGAGCUUCACCUCAGCGUUCAUUCACAUGGAGGGCCAGGUCUACUCACCCACUGUCAACACGCACUAUGGGAAGUUACGGGGAGUGCGUAUGCCUCUGCCCAGCGAGAUCCUGGGGCCCGUGGACCAGUACCUGGGGGUGCCUUAUGCUGCCCCCCCCAUCGGGGAGAAGAGGUUCAUGCCCCCUGAGCCACCACCAUCCUGGUCAGGCAUCAGGAACGCUACCCACUUCUCACCGGUCUGCCCCCAGAACAUCCACAAUGCUGUUCCUGAGAUCAUGUUGCCCAUCUGGUUUACCUCCAAUUUGGAUAUUGUGGCCACUUACAUCCAGGAUCCCAAUGAGGACUGCCUGUAUCUCAACAUCUACAUCCCCACGGAGGAUGUAAAACGGAUUUCCAAGGAAUGCACCCGAAAGCCCAACAAGAAAAUAUGUAGGAAAGGAGGAGCCAGCGCUAAGAAACAGGGAGAGGACUUAGCGGAUAAUGACGGUGAUGAAGACGAAGACAUCCGGGACAGCGGGGCCAAGCCGGUGAUGGUGUAUAUCCACGGUGGCUCAUACAUGGAGGGCACAGGGAACAUGAUAGAUGGCAGCGUCCUGGCCAGCUACGGGAACGUGAUUGUCAUCACCCUGAACUACCGCGUUGGAGUGCUUGGGUUCCUGAGCACGGGAGACCAGGCUGCCAAGGGCAAUUACGGGCUGCUGGACCAGAUACAGGCGCUGCGCUGGGUCAGUGAGAACAUCGCCUUCUUUGGGGGAGAUCCCUUGCGCAUCACCGUCUUCGGGUCCGGCAUCGGUGCCUCCUGUGUCAGCCUGCUUACCCUCUCCCACCACUCUGAAGGUCUCUUCCAGAGAGCCAUCAUCCAGAGUGGCUCCGCGCUCUCCAGCUGGGCAGUGAACUACCAGCCCGUGAAGUACACCAGCAUGCUGGCUGACAAGGUGGGUUGCAACGUGCUGGACACAGUGGACAUGGUGGACUGCCUGCGGCAGAAGAGUGCCAAGGAGCUGGUGGAGCAAGACAUCCAGCCAGCUCGCUACCACGUGGCCUUUGGGCCUGUCAUUGAUGGGGAUGUGAUCCCAGAUGACCCAGAGAUCCUGAUGGAGCAGGGCGAGUUCCUCAACUAUGAUAUCAUGCUGGGGGUCAACCAAGGGGAGGGCCUGAAGUUCGUGGAGGGUGUGGUGGACCCUGAGGAUGGUGUCUCGGGAAGUGAUUUUGACUAUUCAGUCUCCAACUUUGUAGACAACUUGUAUGGCUACCCUGAGGGCAAGGACACCUUACGGGAGACCAUCAAGUUCAUGUACACAGACUGGGCAGACAGGGACAACCCUGAGACACGUCGCAAGACUCUGGUGGCCCUCUUCACUGACCACCAGUGGGUAGAGCCAUCGGUGGUGACGGCCGACCUGCAUGCCCGCUAUGGCUCCCCCACCUACUUCUACGCCUUCUAUCACCACUGCCAGAGCCUGAUGAAGCCUGCGUGGUCUGACGCAGCCCACGGGGAUGAGGUGCCUUACGUGUUCGGGAUCCCCAUGAUUGGCCCCACAGAUCUCUUUCCCUGCAACUUCUCCAAGAACGACAUCAUGCUCAGCGCUGUGGUGAUGACCUACUGGACCAACUUUGCCAAGACAGGGGACCCCAACAAGCCCGUCCCCCAGGACACCAAGUUCAUCCACACCAAGGCCAAUCGGUUUGAGGAGGUGGCCUGGUCCAAGUACAACCCCCGUGACCAGCUGUACCUGCACAUCGGGCUGAAGCCACGGGUACGUGACCACUACCGUGCCACCAAGGUGGCUUUCUGGAAGCACCUCGUCCCCCACCUGUACAACCUGCACGAUAUGUUCCACUACACCUCCACCACCACCAAAGUGCCACCCCCUGACACCACGCAGAACUCCCACAUCACCCGCCGUCCCAAUGGCAAGAUCUGGACCACCAAGCGCCCUGCCAUCUCACCUGCCUACAACAGUGACAACGGGAAGGAGAAGUGGAGCCCAGAGCAAGAGGCAGGCACCCUGCUCGAGAGCCCGCGUGACUACUCCACGGAGCUGAGCGUCACCAUCGCCGUGGGCGCCUCCCUUCUCUUCCUCAACGUGCUGGCCUUUGCAGCCCUCUACUACCGCAAGGACAAGCGCCGGCAGGACACGCACCGGCAGCCCAGCCCCCAGCGUGGCGCCGCCAACGACAUGGCCCAUGCGCCGGACGAGGAGAUGCCGUCCUUGCAGGUGAGCCAGGGCCACCACGAGUGCGAGGCUGUGCCGCCUCACGAUGCCCUGCGCCUGGCUGCUCUGCCCGACUACACCCUCACCCUGCGCCGCUCUCCAGAUGACAUCCCGCUCAUGACCCCCAACACCAUCACUAUGAUCCCCAACUCGCUGGUGGGGCUGCAGACCCUGCACCCCUACAACACCUUCACUGCCGGCUUCAACAGCACGGGGCUCCCGCACUCACACUCCACCACGCGGGUAUAGCCGCCCGCCACCUGCGCACACGCAUGCACGCACGCACAUGCACGCACAGACACUGGCAGAGGGACUGCCGGGGCCAGCGGAGCUCCCCGGGCGGAGAGGCAGUGCCGUGGACGGUGCGGCUCUGCAGCCGGAGGCCUGCGGGGUGCCAGCGCGGCCGGGGCCCGCUCCCCCCCAGCGCUUUCUUUCGCUCCUAUCUAACUCUCUAGAAGUGCUUUGACUCUCCCUGCUCCCCCAUGGGUCGCCUGGGGGCGCUGCUGGGAUGCAGGGGGGACACAGCGCAGCCCCUGCGCCCAUGCCCUGGCACAGGCAGGCAGGAGGGGACCCCGCUGCCUGCAGCCGCGGGGCUCCCUGCACCAGGGCUGUGCCUCCCCCAGGGCGAUCACAUCUCCAGCGCUCUGCCUGCUGAGCACCUCUGGAUGGAUGAGGAGCGAGGAGUGGGGCUGGGCAUCCCAUCAACUGGUGCGCAGCAUCCUUGGGCAGCUUGGCAUCCCCAGUGCCCUGGAAUCGGCUCCUUCCCUGUGUUGGGAAGCGGCCGCGGGCCAUGGUGCUACAGGCAGAGGGAGCAGGCAGGGGCCAGAGACCUGGCCUCGUGCUGGGUGCAGGCGCUGGGGCCAGUGCCGGGGGCUGGGGACCCUGGGCGCAGAGCCCCUGGCUGGAGACUUGGCACAUCCACCCCUCUUUGCGCUGCAGAGAAUCUCUUUUGUGUCAGUUGUUUCUCUUUGCAGAGACGUUUUUUAAGCAGAUCUUUAGUUCUUUACACAACUAACGGAGUCGCCGCGUUUUGUCGUUUGUAAAGAUUUUAAAACCAAGUGUUCUUGAUACAAAAUAAAAAGCCAGUUGGAAGCCAGCUUGUGCACACGGUGCUGGCGCCCCAAGGCCCCCGCGGGCACAAGGCAGGGUGCUGCCUCCUGCCCUCUUUUGUAUUUUUGAUAUUCUCCCUCCUCUGUCGCCCGUGCCCGCGUGUCUCAGCCAAACAGCCAACCCGAUGGGCCGGACUCCCUGCUGCCACCACAGCCCCGGCCACCCACCACCCCACAGGGGCAUCAACUGCUGUGAGUACCAUCUGCCCACACCCCGGAAACCAGGGCAGACCCUCAGCACCAUGUCCCAGUGGUCCCCAGCCUACCCUGCUCCCUUGGGAGCAUCCCAGGUCUCUUCACCACUGCCCGCAGGCAGCUGUGCCCUCCCUGCCCGCCAGUGGUUUGCAGCUUGCGGCAUGGUGUGCAGCACUGGGGGCACUGGCAGGGUUAGGGUGAAGCUGCUCACCUACAGCUACUCUGCCGCCCACCUUGCUUCGGCUGGGGCCUUCCCCCCACCGUGGGGUGACCGCAGCUCUGGCAUCAGGGGCAUGCAGCUGGUAUACAGCAGGGCUGCUUGAGGGGGCAACUGGGGGUGAUGGGGCUGGGACACCCGCUGGGCUGGUGGUGGCCAUGGAACCGCAGGCAGCUGCGAGUGGCAGCGCUCAAGGUUUUGGUGCAUCUGGGUGUGGGAGCCCACAUGGGACAGCUCAGUCUCAGCUUCCCCCAUGGUGGGCACUGGCCCCCAGGGCAGGGCCUGGGGAGGCAUGAGGAAGGAUCGGGUCCUGUGGGGACACCAUAACUCGUCCCUGUGCAGUCGGUCCGGCUGGCAGACGCUGCCAGAGCUGGCGGCCGUGACGCACCGGUGCCGGCUGGCCCUACUACCUGGGGCCAGCACACCCCGGCCCUGCGCCCUCCCACGGCCCCGGGCAGGGCUGAGGAUCCUCACUGGAGAAUGUAUUUAUACCCUGUCACCCGCGCAAAGUAACAAAGUCCAAAUAAAACAGAAGUGAUAUUUUUAA
Messenger RNA from Pezoporus occidentalis (night parrot), 4737 nucleotides. RefSeq names its product neuroligin 3 (gene NLGN3). Gene Ontology annotation, biological process: chemical synaptic transmission; neuron cell-cell adhesion; modulation of chemical synaptic transmission. The record is from RefSeq and is a predicted model, not a curated record. Gene Ontology annotation, molecular function: neurexin family protein binding; signaling receptor activity. The transcript is spliced from 8 exons. Lineage: Eukaryota; Metazoa; Chordata; Aves; Psittaciformes; Psittacidae. Gene Ontology annotation, cellular component: cell surface; synapse; postsynaptic specialization membrane. The coding region runs from base 357 to 2918 and encodes 853 amino acids.